CUUUCUCGACUCACAGUUGGGUCAGAUGGAUGAAUGCGUAACAGAACAAUGAUUUUCAUUCUGCGGGAGAAAACCUGCUGAUUUCUGUCAUUCACUCUGGAGUCACGGCAUCUUUUUGUUCUUUGUUUUUGUUUAGUUUUUAACUUAUUUUUUGUAAGCUGUUAUUUAAGUCCAAACUCUGAAUCAGUUGGAUAAACUGGUUUAAACUUAAAUUGACGGAUUUUUUUUCCCCUCGGUGAAGCCUUUCCUUGUUUAAUCACCUGAGGUGGGAUCAGUGUGUGAAGUGUGUGUGAAGCUGAGUGAUUAACACGAGCUCAGCUGGACUUCACUUUCUCACUCGCUGCCAACGCCUCUCUGUCUGUCAGCGGGUCUCUGCUUCUUCGCGGGGAAUCUCCAGGUCGGCUCGAGCCCAGGACGAGUUCCAUUCAAACUCAUGAUCUGCUGAGAAACUGACAAACCCAGGACAGAAAGAAAGGAGCCGCGGAAGAGCAAACAUGGGCUGCACCAGCAGUGCCGAGGACAAGGCUGCAGUGGAGAGGAGUAAAAUGAUAGACAAGAACCUGAGGGAGGACAGAGAGAAAAACUCCAGAGAUGUCAAACUGCUCCUGCUGGGAGCUGGUGAGUCUGGGAAAAGCACAAUAGUAAAGCAGAUGAAAAUCAUUCAUGAAGACGGCUACACAGAGGAGGAGUGUAAACAGUACAGCGUGGUGGUCUACAGUAACACCAUCCAGUCCAUCCUGGCCAUCAUCAGGGCUAUGGGUCGCUUAAAGAUAGAUUUUGGAGACGUGGCUCGGGCGGAGGAUUGUCGCCAACUGUUUUCCCUGGUGAGCUCAGCAGAGGAAGGAGUGAUGUCAGCAGAGCUGAGCGCCGUGAUUCGUCGGCUGUGGAAGGACAGCGGUGUUCAGGCCUGCUUUCAUCGCUCACGAGAGUAUCAGCUCAACGAUUCUGCUGGAUACUACCUUAAUGACUUGGACAGAAUCUGCCAGGUGAACUAUGUCCCCACUCAGCAGGAUGUGCUGCGUACACGCGUGAAGACGACCGGGAUUGUGGAAACUCACUUCACCUUUAAGGAUCUUUACUUCAAGAUGUUUGAUGUUGGUGGUCAGCGCUCCGAAAGGAAGAAAUGGAUCCAUUGUUUCGAGGGAGUCACUGCCAUCAUUUUUUGUGUAGCUCUCAGCGACUAUGACCUGGUGCUGGCUGAAGAUGAAGAAAUGAACCGUAUGCAUGAGAGUAUGAAGCUUUUUGACUCCAUCUGCAACAACAAGUGGUUCACCCGCACCGCCAUCAUCCUCUUCCUCAACAAGAAGGACUUGUUUGAGGAGAAGAUCAGGCGGAGUCCACUCACUAUCUGCUACCCCGAGUACACCGGUGGAGUCUUGUACGAAGAGGCAGCCGCUUACAUCCAGUGCCAAUUUGAAGACCUAAACAAACGCAAAGACACAAAGGAAAUCUACACACACUUUACCUGUGCCACAGACACCAAGAAUGUGCAGUUUGUCUUUGACGCUGUGACCGACGUCAUCAUAAAGAUCAACCUGAGAGAGAUCGGGCUCUACUGACGGAUCAGGCCAGACACCUCCCCUUUAUCCUCAACAUCGGCGUUGUUGGACGUAUCAGGACUUUUGGACUGGCAUGUCUUGUUUAGAGAGGGCGCUACAGAGAAAGUAAAAGGAGUUCAUUAAAAUCAAUGCUAAGUUUUGUUUAAUUAUUACGGUGUUUGGUGUUUGAUAGGUUUGUCUUACAUGUCAUUUGCUUUUAGACUCAGAUAUUCUGGUAAAUUCUCGUAUAUAGAGCUGAUCACGGAUCGUCCAACAAACACACAUCAUUAAAAACUCUUUGAUAGUAGCCUACUAGUCUAGGUGCGCUUGAAUCUAGCAGUAAGUGUUUUAGUAGCACUAGAACAUUGAGAACAUGGAACACCGAUGUGGCCCCUCAGUGACCCGAGUAAAAUGACGUUUGAAGGGUAUCAUUUUAAUGAUAUUUAUUUGAUAAAUAUCUAAAAGAAUCAUUUCACUCCUUCAUUUUUUUCUUCUUUUUCUCUAAGAUGCUUCACUUGUGCUUUCUAACUAAAUAUUCUAGCUAAUAUUUGUCAUAUCAUAGCUUUAGCAUGUUUGACUGUUGCAUCUAUUGUAAAACAAACGAGUCUUGUUUGAGUAGUUUUUUAUUGAACACAUUUCACCAUUACUUCCAUGCUUAAUUACUGCUAAUCUGUUUUUGAUAUGUGAAGAAUUUAGUUUUUUUGCUUUUUUUACCGUAUGUGUAAGAAAAUAUUUGUAAAUAAUAUUCAUCUUUUAAUGUAAUCGUAAAUCAUGUGAAAAUCAACAAAGAAAAUACAUGGUUCAACUGCUUUGUGGUUCUAUCGGAGACUGAAAUCUACUGUUGGUAAUGUUGUGCUGAAAAACGUUUUUCCUUUAUUUGUGGAAUCAUUUCCCCUCUGAUGUAGUACAGUAUGAAUGACAUCACUGUAGGUUUCUAGAAUUGUAAUCUUACAUCAUUAAACGACGUCACAAAGUC
This is a messenger RNA of Cynoglossus semilaevis (tongue sole), 2514 nucleotides long. Its product is annotated as guanine nucleotide-binding protein G(k) subunit alpha. Gene Ontology annotation, biological process: adenylate cyclase-modulating G protein-coupled receptor signaling pathway; G protein-coupled dopamine receptor signaling pathway. The transcript is spliced from 9 exons. Bases 495 to 1559 code for a protein of 354 amino acids. NCBI's taxonomy places the organism in Eukaryota, Metazoa, Chordata, Actinopteri, Pleuronectiformes, Cynoglossidae. Gene Ontology annotation, molecular function: G-protein beta/gamma-subunit complex binding; GTPase activity; G protein-coupled receptor binding. The record is from RefSeq and is a predicted model, not a curated record. Gene Ontology annotation, cellular component: cytoplasm; heterotrimeric G-protein complex.